Messenger RNA from Aricia agestis (brown argus), 631 nucleotides. It is a transcript of the gene MED21, whose product is annotated as mediator of RNA polymerase II transcription subunit 21. Gene Ontology annotation, cellular component: mediator complex. Gene Ontology annotation, biological process: regulation of transcription by RNA polymerase II. Lineage: Eukaryota; Metazoa; Arthropoda; Insecta; Lepidoptera; Lycaenidae. The record is from RefSeq and is a predicted model, not a curated record. Gene Ontology annotation, molecular function: transcription coregulator activity. The transcript has 4 exons. The coding region runs from base 103 to 549 and encodes 148 amino acids.
AAGUAUCAUUUUUAUCACCGUAUUCAAAAUAUUAUAAGCUAUACAAUACAGUUCAUUAAUCACAGUUACAAAAAUAUCGAAGAAACCAGAAUUUAGAGCGAAAUGGCAGACCGUCUUACACAAUUACAAGAUACUAUAAACCAGCAAGCCGAGCAUUUCUGCAACAGCAUUGGUAUUCUCCAGCAGUUUUCAACGCCAAGUAAAUUUCCUGGGCUCGAUCGCAGUGGUUCUCAAACGCCGCAACAACAGCAAAAUCAAGAGGAUUAUGCUGUACUGUUUGCAACACUGAUAUCUCGGUGUGCCAAGGAUAUUGAUACACUUAUUGAAUCUCUUCCAAGCGAAGACAGCUCCACAGAAUUACAAGUGCAGAGCUUAAGAAGACUUGAGGCUGAAAAUAAAGAAGCAGCUGAACAGUUGGAAGAGGUGGUGCGUCAGGGUGAAAUUCUGCUGGAAAAAAUCCAAAGUGCUCUAAGUGAUAUCGCUCAAAGUCAACUUGAUAUGCAAAACCCAGCACUAAUAUUAGAGUCUGAUGCUAAACCACAGUUAUAGAAGAAGCUAUAUAUGAAAAAGGACUUAAAGAGUUCUUUUUUGGUAGUUUUUGUAUGUCAUAAUUUAGUUUUAUAAUUCAUUA